Molecule: messenger RNA, 930 nt
Organism: Triticum dicoccoides
Lineage: Eukaryota; Viridiplantae; Streptophyta; Magnoliopsida; Poales; Poaceae
Exons: 2
Coding region: 163-519 (118 amino acids)
Source: RefSeq, a predicted model, not a curated record
UAUCCCUCUCUCGCUCCCCAACCCGUGCGGCACGGCCAUGGGCGCCGUGACAGGGAAGACUAGGGUGCAUGGGGCUGCUCGGCGCUGCUGCCCGGGAGGUGCCGGGCGCUGGUGUAGAGUAGACGAAGGAAGGGGAAGAGGUGAAUCGGGGAAGGUACAACCAUGGCGGCAGGGGGAACUGCGGACGGCGGGGCCCGGUGCUACAGCCACAACGACAGAAGCUACAUCCGGUGGCGCGUGGAGCUGCAACCGCAGCGACAUGGAGCUGCAACCAUGGCGGCGACCAGGAGCUACGACGCCGACGAUGCUGGAGCCGGCCAGUUUUUUUGCUGGAACGGGCGACAGGAGGUGCUACAACCGUGGCAGCAAAAUGUUGGAACCAACAGCCAUGACCUCCAGCAGAUGAGGAACCGGCUAUUUAAAAAGCUUCAACCAUGUACUGGGAAGCUGCAACCGCAUGCACGAGAGCUGCAAGCCGUCUACACCGGAGCUACAACCGGAGGCGCCAGACGCCGGUGAGGCUGCAAGCACGAAGCACUCGGAGUUGUAGCCGACGGCGAUGUAUGCUGGACUGGAGAUGAUGUGUGCUUCAAUGACGGGAGAUUGAAACCUGCUGCUAGGUCUGGCGAGCGGCAUCAAUGGAGGGGGCGUUGCUGGCCGUGAAGCAUGGCGGCAGUGAUUUUGUUUUUUGCAACCUGCGCGACAAGGUGAUGCGAACCUGGGAUGCCGAAGGUCUGCGGCGGCGAUGAUGGUGACUAGCGGUGCUGGAGCCGCAGACGCAUGCCCGGUGGCACAACGGUUGGAGCGCGCGGGCUGCACUUUGUUCACGAUCCACUUUUUCCGGGUAGGAAGAAUCAGCGCGUGGAGACGUUUGACUUUGUGCCAUGAUUAUCUAACGGCCAUCAGCGCAUUAAUCUAAUGAUUUAAAAC